Messenger RNA from Cryphonectria parasitica EP155, 1917 nucleotides. RefSeq names its product DUF1253-domain-containing protein. Gene Ontology annotation, biological process: maturation of SSU-rRNA from tricistronic rRNA transcript (SSU-rRNA, 5.8S rRNA, LSU-rRNA). Gene Ontology annotation, cellular component: small-subunit processome; nucleolus. The record is from RefSeq and is a predicted model, not a curated record. The transcript is spliced from 2 exons. Lineage: Eukaryota; Fungi; Ascomycota; Sordariomycetes; Diaporthales; Cryphonectriaceae. Bases 1 to 1917 code for a protein of 638 amino acids. Gene Ontology annotation, molecular function: U3 snoRNA binding; rRNA binding.
AUGCAGAGCCUCACUGAAGAUUCCGGUGCGCCCCAGGCCAAGAGGAGGAAGCUGGACCACAAACAAACACCCAGUGAGAAACCAGAGAGCAGAACGGCAGAACCAGAAAGGAAUCAGGUCGAAGACGUCGACUUUGUCGAUGAAGCUGAGGAAGCUCCUGGCGAGACUGAUGCAGAAGCUGCUAUCGAUGAGGAGGAAGACGGCGAGGACGACGACGAGAUGCUCAGCACCUCGGAUCCUUUUGAGAGCCAUUUUGCUGCGAUUGAUGAGGCCAGCAUUACGAGAAGGCUCAGAGCGAUUGAAGAGGGCAAAUGGUCAUUGAAGAAGGCGUCCUUGGCAUCCUUGAAGGGGGCAAAAAUGGUCUUGAACUCUCCAGAUACGGGGGAUGAGAGCGACCAAAUCACCGUGCCGGGUCCCGUCCCCAGCGCUUCAGAACUAUCUCUCAAGCAACGCCUGCAAAUUUCUAUGGCUGGGAAAAAGGCAAAGUUUGAUGCUGUCGAACAGUCCCUUGCGCCAAUCAUGUUCGGCUACAAGGACCUGCUCUUCUGCAACCGGAACAUGGGUAAUGGGAAGAGUAUGCGGCGUCUAGCAUGUCUACAUGCUCUCAACCAUGUCUUCAAGACCCGAGACCGUGUUAUCAAGAAUAACGGCAAGCUUGCUCAACAGCCUGACGCGGAUCUGGAGCUGCGAGAUCAAGGCUUCACCAGACCGAAAGUCCUGAUGAUUCUCCCGACACGAGAGGCCUGCUACAAGAUGGUCGAGAUGAUGGCAUCAAUAUGCGAGCCUGAAACGCAGGAGAACCGCAAGAGAUUCGACGACUCGUACCACGACAAGGAAGACAGGAUACCUGGAGACAAACCCGCGGAUUUCAAGGACCUCUUUGCUGGCAACGACGACGACAUGUUCCGGAUCGGUGUUAAAUUUACCAGGAAAACCAUCAAGUUCUUUGCUCAAUUCUACAACUCUGACAUACUCAUAGCUAGCCCGCUGGGGUUGAGGAUGGCGAUUGGCUCAGAGGACGGCAAGAAGGUCGAGCAUGAUUUCCUCACCUCUAUCGAGAUCGUCCUUGUUGACCAGGUCGAUGCUCUUUUGAUGCAGAAUUGGGAGCAUAUGGAGUACAUCUUCGAACACCUGAACCUGCAGCCCAAGGACGACCAUGGCGCCGACUUUGCCCGGGUGCGGAACUGGUACUUGGAAGACCAGGCCAAGUACUUCCGGCAGACUAUCCUGUUGACCCAGUUCAACACACCUGAGAUCUCGAAGCUCUUCCGGCUACACUGCCAGAACUGGGCAGGCAAGGUGCGCAUAGAGCCAGACCAUACCGGCGUCAUCCAGGAGAUCGGAGUCAAGGCCAAGCAGACGUUUUCUCGCUUCGAGGCGUCCUCGCUCGAGGAUGAGCCGGAGGCCCGAUUUUCGUACUUUACCAAGGCCAUCCUACCGUCGCUGGCCAAGCGCUCCAAGGACAGCAUGGGCACACUGAUACUGAUCCCGUCCUACCUGGACUUUGUGCGCGUGCGCAACUAUUUCGCCACCAACGCGACGGCGGAGAGCCUCACAUUCGGCACCAUCUCAGAGUAUGCGUCGAUCCCCGAGGCCUCGAGAGCGCGGUCCCAUUUCUUUGCAGGACGGCACAAGGUCUUGUUAUACACCGAAAGAGCGCACCACUUCCGAAGAUAUGUGCUCAAGGGCGUACAGAGGAUCAUCAUGUACAGCCUGCCCGACAAUCCCUUCUUUUACAAGGAGAUUGUCGGUGCCACCCUGGCCAAAGCCGAGCAGGACCUGAGGAUAGAGCCGGGACAAGGGGCUGUCAGGGUCAUGUUUUCCAAGUACGAUGUGCUCAAGCUGGAGAGGAUUGUCGGCACCCAGAGGGUUGGAAAGAUGAUUCGGGAGAGGGGCGACACGUUUGACUUUGUGUAG